Molecule: messenger RNA, 6817 nt
Organism: Pseudophryne corroboree (corroboree frog)
Lineage: Eukaryota; Metazoa; Chordata; Amphibia; Anura; Myobatrachidae
Gene: PXYLP1
Product: 2-phosphoxylose phosphatase 1
Exons: 7
Coding region: 308-1810 (500 amino acids)
Biological process (GO): dephosphorylation; glycosaminoglycan biosynthetic process; chondroitin sulfate proteoglycan biosynthetic process
Cellular component (GO): Golgi apparatus
Molecular function (GO): phosphatase activity
Source: RefSeq, a predicted model, not a curated record
AUAGAACCAACCGUCAGGUAAACCCCACUGUAAUAUCUCUAUCACUAGGGAACGGCUCGCCGCCACCUGUGACCUGAGGAAUAACUGGGCUCCGCUUGCCCAAAACAAAGAUGGCGACGGGAGGUUUUACUUUUCCCACCUGGUGACACGCAGCAGACGGCGCAACAAGUGACGUUCGCAUAGCAACGGUUGCUAAGCAGGCAUCCCGAGCUGUUUUUUUUAAUUUGGGAUGGGGGCGCAGUCCUGCAAGGGAUGUUUAAUGGCAGAAAUGAAGAAACCAUGAAGGCUAAGUAGAAGGAAUUGAAGAAUGCUUCUCCGAAACAGAUUUCUUUUACUGCUGGCCUUGGCUGCACUUCUCGCCUUCCUAAGUCUCAGUCUUCAAUUCUUCUCCAGAUGGUUGCCUGUUAGCAUGCAGCUGAAGACACAAGCCCAUCUCUCAGGGUUUCCAGUGCGGCUUAUACCUGCUGGUCCAGGUAGAGAAGAUGGCCUUCGUGCUAAAAAUAGGAAGAGAAUCAUGCCUGAUCCCCUGACUGAACCCUCUGCACCUGAUCCACUGUAUGAAGCCAACCUGUACUGCAACACGCCAGGAAUACGGGAGCGCAGUAUGGAAGGUCACGCACCUCAUAACUUUAAACUGUUGUCCGUCCAAGUGAUGAUCCGUCAUGGAGAUCGGUAUCCAUUAUAUGCGAUUCCCAAAACCAAGAGACCUGAUAUUGACUGUGUCUUGGAGCCAGGCAGGAAUCCAACUCAUCCAAGUUUAGCAAAUUUUAUCAGCCACAUGACAAAAGGUUCCGAAGCACAAAUGGAUGGUACUUUGAGUAGCCUGCCACGUUUCCCGGGCCACUCACUGUGUGAGAUGGGAGAGCUAACGCAGACAGGUGUGGUACAGCAUCUACAGAACGGACAAGUUCUAAGGGAAAACUAUUUAAAGAAGAAUAGACUGCUGCCAAAUGACUGGACCACAAAUCAUCUUUACAUUGAAUCCACUGGAAAAAGCAGGACGCUGCAAAGUGGGCUGACCUUGCUCUACAGCUUCCUACCGGACUUUGACUGGAAGAAGAUAAAUAUUAAACACCAGUGGAGCAGUAUAUUCUGCUCUGGUCACUGUGAUUGCCCAAUGAGGAACCACUACCUGGAGGAAGAGCAGCGUCGCCAGUAUAGCUAUCGGGUGAAAAAUACCCAACUAGAAAAAACCUACAUUAAUAUGGCCAAGGUAGUUGGAGUCCCCACUCGCCAAUUAAGAGCGUCCAACCCCAUUGACUCAUUAUUGUGCCAUUUUUGCCACAAUAUCUCUUUCCCAUGUACCAAGAAUGGAUGUAUUGAUAUUGAGGACUUUAAGGUCAUUAAGGCCCAUCAGAUAGAGGAUGAGAGGGAGAGGCAUGAAAAGCAGCUUUAUUUCAAGUAUGCGUUGCUCGCAACCCACCCCCUCUUAAACCAGACCGUCAACCGAAUGCAGCGGAUAGCUGAUGGCAAAAAGGAUGAAGUAUUUGCCUUAUACUCCGCCCAUGAUGUUACGCUUUCCCCUAUCCUAAGCGCAAUCGGUCUCACAGAAGCCAGGUUCCCUCGAUUCGCUGCUCGCCUGGUCUUUGAACUAUGGCAGAACUCAGAGAGUAGAAAGCAACAGCACGUCCGAGUUCUGUAUAACGGGGAGGAUGUCACUUUUCAGACCUCUUUCUGCAGAGACCACAAGAGACGCUCAAACCAGCCCCUUUGUCCCCUCGGAAAAUUUGUCAACUUUGUGAAGAAAGAAAUGUUCUCAUUCCUUAAUAGUACCAGUUACUAUGAUGCAUGUCAUCAAAGGUUGUUCUAGAUUGGAAUAUCUGAUGAGAAAUGUAUUCAUUUAUUUUGACAUCAAUACGCACAGGAGACAUUCUCCAUGGUUCAGGUAGCAAGACAAAUAUAUGUGAACAAUGUGUUCUUUAGUCACUUUGUUUAACGGGUAAUGACAGUACAUACCAUAGGUAGGCUGCCAGAUGCCAUACAUCAUCCCUGUAGACAAACAGAGCAUUACAGUACUUAGGGGAAAAUGUACUGGGCUGUGAAAAGAGUGGAGAAGUGAGCCAGUGGAGAAGCUUGCCAUGGCAACCAAUCAGCACUGAAGUAACAUUUCUAAUUUGCAUACUAUAAAGUUAUACAGAGCAGCUGAUUGGUUGCCAUGGACAACUUCUCCACUGGCUCACUUCUCUACUCUUUUCACUGCUUAGUACAUCUCCCCCUUUACAUCAGUGUUUACAGUAAGGGAGUCCAGCCUUGUUUUGAAGGCCACAGGCGUAGGGUAUGAUCUUGCAUUACUUUAACUCUAAUGUAUUUAUACACCGUUUUUAAGAAUGUAUUGGCCACGUAUAUGCCUAUACUGUGCACUGUUUGAUUGCCAUAGUUAAAGCAGUGUUGUCUUACAGACCUAAACCAGAAUAAGGCAAACACGCAUCCCUCGAUCCUGAAUUCGUUUACAACCUUUAUUCGAUUUUAAUCAAUUCAGGGCUAUUAUGCUGGGUAAAAUUAAUACUGUGUUAAAUUAGCAAAAUAUUUUUUUUGUUGUUCUGCUUAUAUUAACCUUAAGUACUGUGCAGAAUCUUACGCUUGGGUUGCCUGUGUGUUUCAGCCUUCGCGUAUGAGCAGAGCUGCCAUCAGAAAUUGUGGGGCCUGGAACUGGCAAAAUAGGCAAGGCCCUCCCUAGGGGGGGGGUCAGUGCUGUGGAUAAUGUGAGCGGAGCUACAGCAGGGGUGGGUGUGUAAGCCAGUUUAGAAAAAAAAAUUAGGCUGUGGGGGUGGGUGUUAUAACAUGUCAAGCUAUCAUAUAAAUUAUAUGAUACCCUAGCCCUGCCUCAGCCACUUCAGUAUGAUUCAUAAAUACCCUCAUGGCAGUUCCACCUCACUCGCACACAUACACCCAUAUACCCCAAUCACUUCCCAGAUCACACACACAAAUCCCAGCCACCUACCUCUCACACAAAUGUACCCAGAUCUGUCCCAGCACCCACCCUCUCACACACAUAUGCCCGUGCACCUCCCUCUCACACAUAUAUGCUCCUGCCCCCUCCACCUCCCUCUCACACACAAUACCCCAGCCACCUCCCUCUCACAGAUAUAUACUCCCUAGCCCUUUCUCACCGCAGUUGGCAAAAAUUUCCCAGUGUGAUAGUGGUCUGCAGCAAUCCUAAAAACAUAAUGUUGCCUUGUCUCUGACUACUGUUAAACAUGAUGCUUCCUUGUGUCCCUCUGUAUUUGUUAUACCAUAUUGUCUGUUGUUUUGCUGCCCGGGCCCCCUGUCUGUUUGGGCCCAGGACAACAGUCAAGGUACUCCCCUCCUGAUGGUGCCCCUGCUAUGAGAUCUUUUUGCCUGGGCAGGCAGUGUAAGCACAGAGUUCCUGUCAUCUGGGAACUAAUUAAAUGUACAAAUGCUGCAUGAAACAUUUAUAGCUGGCAUCCAAGCUCAUUUGACUGAAACUGCCCAUUUACAAUGCCUCUUAUGUGCAGGGAAACAGGACUUUAGCCUAACUGCAAGUUGUGUGUGUUUACCUGGGAGAGCACUGGAUGCAAAAAUGCUCUGAUUGAAGAUAAAAUAGAUUUUUAAGAUUAUUACUACACAAUAUGUAAUAAUCUGAAAUACUGUGACCAAUUUAUUAACGCUUCUAUGACAACAGGAAAGGAGCUGACUUUGUAGCUUGUAAACUGAAUUCUCUCAUAAUGCAUUCCCCAGUUAUUUCAUUUUUUCAGUGUUGUUAUUUUUAAAAAGGAACAAAAAAAGUAUGGAAGUCAAUUAAGUGUACACUAUGUGUAAGGCAAAAUGGCUGCCAAAAUGCUAAGUAGAUGCAUAGAAUUCACGUGAUCAAUACAAAAGAUAUAGGUACUAUGUAGGUAUUUCUAAUGUAGUCAGAAAAGGUAUACUGUCAACAUUAUCUGCAUUCUCUUGACAUUAUCCCAAGAUAACAGCCACUACUGGUACUAGUUUAGGAACAUGAAAGCAUAUUUUAAAACAAACUGACUGAGCUUUAGAAGUAUAAAAGUAAAGCUAUUAAAAAGGGCAUCAUGAAUCCUUCCCAAGAUCUCAUGCAGAAAAUAAUGAAAUUACCCAUAUGUACCAUUUGUACGUUUAUCUGCAUGGUUUGUUUUUUCAAAUAUUAUUUUAUCCACACUUCUAUCAUUACCAAUAGAUUCUACAUACAGAUAGUACCUGUAAAAAGUUUUUGAAAACCCACAUUUUUUGCAGAGAACAAAUAAACAGUUGGAGCUAAAAAGAAAUAGAAUAGUUUUAGAAUAAUUUUGCUUUAAAAAAAAAUCAAUAAAAAAAAAUCUAAUCUAAACGAUUGGCUCCUUAAAGUCACCACCCUUUGCAGAUCUAACCACUGGGCACACUUGUGUCAUUCUUUCUCAAUGGAAAUAUUGUUGCUGUUUUAAAGUUUCAGCAAAUGUGUUGCACUUGUAUGCUACUUUGCCUUCACCAUUUGGUCCAGUUCAUUCCAAACCAUCUUAAUAGGUUUAAAGUCUGGAGACUGUGCUGGCCAUUCCAUGACUAUGGCUACCUCUUAUCCUUUUACUUGAAGGUAUAUCUGACAUAGCCAGGAGGUAUAUUCUGGAUCAUUACCUUGCAGAAGGAUGAACCCUUGACCAACUAGGUGUGGAGCAGUGGGUAUUGCACGGUGCUGCAAAAGGCUAGGUAGCCCUUUGGGUUUAAGGUGCAAGUUGCCAGUUUGAGAUCAAACCAAUGAUCCUCACACCAGUACAGUAUGUAGACAGUUGUCCCAGGGGUUGUAAAUAUGUCUUAUGUGUAGCUAGACUUGACAGUUAAUUGGCUUCUAACACGAUGAAUCCUAGUAUGUGUGCGUGCGUGUACUAAAGAAUUUUCAAAGCCUUGGAGAGUGAUAAAUAGCACGGUGACAAAGUACCAGCCAACCAGCUCUUAAGUGCCAUGUUACAGGCUGUGUUUGAAAAAUGACAGUUAGGAGCUGAUUGGUUGGUACUUUAUCACUGUGCAAUUUAUCAUUCUCCAAGGCUUGCUAAAUCUGGGGCAUAGACUGUAAGCUUCUCUAGAGUAGAGGCUGAGGUGAAUGAUUAAACAUUCUCUAAAACCUCUAUGUAAUUAUGUUGGUACAUUAUAGAGAAAGUAAAAUAACAAUAAUAAAUUCAAGACUUGGGCUCCUAACGACUGUAUUUGUGGAGCACGUCGGCCUAGUUGUUAAUACAAAAAUAUUGACUAUAGAAUAGUAUUGUUACAGAUCGGGUCCAGUCAUUUCAUUAUAUGUUUUCUGAGUUACGAGGGCUAUUAGUGCCUAUCAACGAGUUCAAUUACAUCAUGAUGGUUUUUUGUGUUUCCAAUUAUUAGUGCCUCUCUCUGUACUUUUUGUUUUUAAUGGAUAGCUUAAUUGAUACAGUGGUGCCACAUCAACGUUGACCUUUACUCUGGUUAUAACUGUUGUUAAAGUUUUUACCAGUAGAGGGCAGCAGAUAUGCGUUAUUGUACAUCCUGAAUCCAGUUGAAUGUCCAAUAAAAAAAGCUAUACUAGAUUUUACACUCCUUUCAGAAUGUCCUCAACUCAUCCAUCCAUCCAUCAUAUUAGGAGUUGGAAAACAUUUUUUUUUUCUAUUCUAAUCUACACUUAAUAUUAUUCAGGAUGUGACUGAUCUCAAGAGGAUUGUUUGAUUUCUCAAAAUGUCAUAUUUAACUAUUAAAAAAAGGAUUUUGAUACAAGUCCUAACUUUGUACAGUAUUACUAUUGGUACGUAAAAUAAAAAUACAAUUUUAUGUUUGUAAUAAUACUUAUCACCAUCCGUCCUUUAUGAUAGCACAUAUUUUCAAGGCCUAGUUAUUUGCUGUAUACUUGACUAGAGAUGGUCAACUGGUGGGUUUUUUUUUCUACCAGCAUUCUGGGAGUUGUAGUUCAAUCAAAGCUGUUGUAAAAGCCAUAGAUUUCCUAUCUACAGGUACUUAAAGAAAAUGUGCAACACAUUAGGGUUUUUUAUGUUCCUUUCUGUUUUUUUUUUAAUGUGCUUUUCUGUUUGAAAUUAUAUAUAUUUUUUAAUCUACCUUUAAUCUGUGUAACUAUUAUUGCUACAGACUACUCUAAUAUGACCCGUUUCACCCAAUACACAAUGCUCCUGAUUUGCUCUUUGCAGUACCCUGGGCUGAAUUAAAUAAUGAGAAAAGCUAACUAUCACCUACAGUGUGUUGAAGCAUUUGAAACCACAACCCUAGCCCAAUAAAGCAGAGUAAGAGAUGUUCAGCCACUCUGGCUAUCCAAUUCAAAUUUACAUACACAUGUACUCAUAGGAGUUGAUGGGGUUUAAAACAAUUGGAAACUGUUCCUAAUGCUUUGCUUGGCAGUAGCUUUUUUGAAUCCCUUCCACUUCAGCUCCUUUUGGAGUCAAACACCUUUAAAGUAAGAUGAUAAAAAUUAACAAAAAAUAAAAGCACCUCUCGUAAUUUCAUUUAGAUGUGAAAUUUUGGCUGAAAUGGGGCUGGUUGGAGGAUCAGUGGCUACAAUGUAUUGGAUCCCUAUAGCUGUAUUGUUUCAUUGUGCCGUGCAAUAAGUGUUUACAUUUUAAACACAACUUCUAUAGUGUGGUAAAGUUCCCUAUACAUUCUAGUAAAAAGUUACAUUUGUCCUAAAAAAAAAAAAAAUUGUCUUAUUACUGAAAACACGUUUGUUAUGAACUUUUCCAUAUACUGUAUGUAAAUCAUUUGUCUGAUCUGAAAUGUCAGUUAUUAUAACAUAUUCCAUUUUGUAAAGUUUACUUUGUCUAUGAGAAAAAACUUUUAAACUAGAACAACAAUGUGGAAUAAAAACAUUUUCUACCAAUAAAAAACAACAUUUUGAAAA